Limulus polyphemus (Atlantic horseshoe crab) is the source of this 1426-nucleotide messenger RNA. It is a transcript of the gene Alg14, whose product is annotated as UDP-N-acetylglucosamine transferase subunit ALG14 homolog. Lineage: Eukaryota; Metazoa; Arthropoda; Merostomata; Xiphosura; Limulidae. The transcript has 5 exons. The record is from RefSeq and is a predicted model, not a curated record. Bases 126 to 797 code for a protein of 223 amino acids. Gene Ontology annotation, cellular component: UDP-N-acetylglucosamine transferase complex. Gene Ontology annotation, biological process: dolichol-linked oligosaccharide biosynthetic process.
GUAGAAAACAUAAACAUCGACGAAUUUAUUAUGUACGAGUAACCAGUAGUGUCAAUGAUGUUUAAAUAUCAAUUCAUUUGACUUAUAAUGCUCAGUGUAUUCUGAGAAAUAUACGUGAAUUUGUAAUGAUUUUAUACAUAAUUUUAUUUCUUCUUUUUGUUUUUUUCAUUAGAACUAUAAUUAUUUUGAAAAGAGUUCAAUGUAACAACAGUAACAGUUUAGUGGCCAAAAUACCAUUUGUCAAAGUUAUGGCAAUUAUUGGAUCUGGUGGACAUACAUCAGAGAUUAUCCAGCUGAUCCACUCACUGAGUUAUACCUAUUAUCCACGAAUUUAUGUCAUUGCAUCUUCUGAUAAAAUGAGCCAAGAUAAAGUUCUUGAGCUCGAACAAAAGUUACAAGUACAUGCAACUCAACAGCAUUGUAAAGAACAUUAUCAAGAGUUCUGUAUUGAAAAAAUUCCACGCAGUAGGGAGGUUCACCAGUCAUGGAUUACAACAGUUAUCUCCACUAUAUAUUCUAUCCUUCAUUCAGUCCCUUUACUUCUCAGGCACAAACCAGAUAUGAUUUUAUGUAAUGGUCCUGGGACUUGCGUUCCUGUUUGUCUUGUUGCGUUCUUUCUAUCUGUCAUAGGUAUGAAGAAAAGCACAAUUGUUUAUGUGGAGAGCAUCUGCCGAGUACAAACACUUUCUCUUUCGGGUCAGAUUCUGUAUUAUUUUGCUGAUUAUUUCUUUGUGCAGUGGCCUCAGCUGAAAGCAAGAUAUACACGUGCUACUUAUCUAGGUCUUCUAGUAAAUUAAUGUUUGAUUUUCUUGUCUAGGGAAGCACAUUACUAUUGGGCUUGCAAAUUGUUGUUUGCUAAUUUGCUACUAAAGUCUGUUUUAAUAGAAGGUUUCUUGUUAUUAUGGUUUUCAGUUAAGAAAUAUAAUGUACAAAUAUAGAUAUGCAUUUUACAGUUUGUAUUGGACCUGAUGAUGACAAAACCCUGUCGAAACAUUGUACAUUUGCUGUUAUAUUAAAGUUUUUCUUCAUUACCCACUCAAGCUGUCUCCAGCCAUUAUUAAGACAGUGUGUUGUGAAAAUAAACUUGGAAUUAAAUAUUUACCCAUAUCAUAAAUGAAUAUUUAGAUAAGUGAAAUAGAAAGAAAAUUGUGAUUAAAAAUCAAUAAAUGGACAAAUUAACUUUAUGUUUUGUACACUUAAAUCAUAGUUGGUUGAUAUAAAGUUAUUUUACAGAUAGAAUUAAAGGAAAAGGUAAAUGGGUUGAAUUUCUAGCACAGCUCAGAUAGUGCAUGCUUACGUGUAAAUAUUAACAUGAUGAUUUUAUGUGUUAAUAUUGUAUAAGUUGUUUUUAAAUCACUACUCUCCUAUGUUUUUUCUUGUUAUUUUUUUAUGCUCCAUUUGUCAGAAGCAUCAUUUCAGAUUUCAA